AUGAUGUCCAGCGUGCGCCGACACAGCCUCCGCCUUCAGAGCGAGCUCCACCGCUGGAGCAUCUGCGACCCGGGCAGCCACCUGCUCCCCGACGGUCUCCUCGCCCGCGUCCCCGCCUGCAUCUCCCGGUCCAAGUCGUGCGCCAGCUCCGCCGGGGAGUCGGAUGGCGGAGGAAGCGGUCGCACCAGCUGGUCCUCCUCGUCCGACUCUGUCAUCUCAGCCGACUCGCCCACUCCGUACCGGGUGGUGCUGCUCGGGGCCGGCGGGGUCGGUAAGAGCGCCUUCGCCUGCAUCUUCUCCGGCGCCGCGGACAGCAUGGACAGCGAAGACUGCGAGUUGUGUGGAGAUGAAGUGCGUGAGAGGGAGUUUGAUGUUGAUGGAGAGGCUGCGACAAUCAUUUUGUUGGACACGUGGGAUUCAGAGAGUGACAGCGAAUGGGCUCAGGAGCGUCACAUGCAGUCGGGUGACGCCUUCCUGCUGCUGUACUCCAUCACCGACCGGGCGUCUUUCCAACGGGCGUCGGAGUUGCGCAUCAACCUACGCCGCCUCCGUCCCGCCCAACACACACCUAUCAUCCUGGUAGGCAACAAGUGUGACCUGGUGCGACGCAGAGAGGUCUCCACCAAUGAGGGCCGUGCCUGCGCCGCAGUGUUCGACUGCAAGUUCAUCGAGACCUCCACCGCCAUGCAGCACAACGUUUGGGAGGCCUUCCGUGGCAUCGUGCGCCAGCUGCGUCUGCGCAGAGACUCCAAGGAAGGCAAACGCGGCGGGCGGGGUGUGGGUCGCCCCCGCCGGGAGAGCCUCCCCACCAAGGCCAAGCGUUUCCUCGAUAAGAUGGUGGCCAGGAACAAUCCCAGCGUUGCGUUCUGGCUCAAGUCCAAAUCCUGCCACGACUUGUCUGUUCUGUAA
This is a messenger RNA of Nerophis lumbriciformis (worm pipefish), 909 nucleotides long. The record is from RefSeq and is a predicted model, not a curated record. Lineage: Eukaryota; Metazoa; Chordata; Actinopteri; Syngnathiformes; Syngnathidae.